UUUGCUAGUGUCUUUAAGUCGCUAGCCAUCAAAACAGGCUCGGGCGCGACCACAUGGAUGCGUACGGGAGCAUGAAUGCCAACGAAUGACACCCGCGGCACCGCAUUGAUGCGGUACGCACAACUAUGGCUGCCCCUCGCGGCUGCCCUCGACCUGCAGCUCGACCGCCUGGAGGAUCUCCACGCUACACUCGAAGCCCACGAGAAAGAAGAUGUACUGGAGAUGACGUGGCCAAAACAAAAGUGGAACUACAGCGACGCCGCUUCACAGAUAGACGCCUUCCUCGCGCCGCGCGCGGACUGGCGCGUCGUAACGGAGCCGUGGGGCCGCGACACGGUCCUACGCCUCGCGCGGCCGGCGGGGCCCCUCGCGGAACUGCGGGACGCCUUCGCGAAGGAGUGGCGCGUGCGCCAGUGGGCCGCGGGUAUUUGUGAGGAGGGCUUUAUCCAGGUCGCGGCUCCCACCGUACUGGGCCCGAACGCGCACCAGUGGGCCGACUCGCUGACGACGGCCUGGGCGCGCGGCCUCUCCAUAAUUCCGCGGUCUCUCAUGGGCUGGGCCUACGGCCCGCGCGACGGGUCCAGCGGGAGGCUCUGCGGCGGCGGGCGAAGUCAGGACCCCUUCGCGCCGGGCAACCGCUGGGACUGCCUCUUCCUGCCGCUGACGGUUUGCGAUGAGGAGCUGCGGCACUGGGACAACGAGCCGCGGCCGUUCGGCUUCGCGCGCAAGCAAGCCCGACCGUGCUCGCCGCGGCAUAACUUGCCCUGCAAUAGCGGGACUAUGAAGGUGAAGCAUCAAUCCGCUGGAACCGACCUACGGAAGGUCGCGGGCGACGACCACCUUUCUCUCAUACGGGCGAUGGCCAUGGCGGCGAUGCUCCGACCAAGUCGUUACCUGAGAAGGCGCCAGGCGGUUUUACGCCAGAGCCACCCUUUUCCUCUACCGAACGCGACCUGCGCCUUACUUCAAGUAAGGCACCACGCGCGUGUCGAGACCUCCGGCGGGUCCAAGUUCGCCUCGGCGUCGUUCAUGGUCGACCUCGAGGACGGCCUGCGCGACCUGGGGCCCCUCGUUGGAAUAGAUGGACGUACACUGAAGGAGACGCCCGUACUCUUGCUGACGGACGACGGGGACAUGGUCGGCGACGCCUCUCUGUUAAAUCCGGAAAUCGGGAAAGUCGUCCCGUUGCCGGCGUCGACGGGCAUGACGUCGUCCGCUCAACAAUUUUUCGGGAGUCGGAGCGGCCCCCACCAGAACCAGAUCCAUACCGACGGGGCGACGGAACUGGCGCGCAUUUUGUUGUCGUUGGACGUGGCGGCGCGCUGUGCCUCUGCCUUUGUCGGCGACUGCACGUCGAACUUCGCGCGCUUCGUUGUUACUUAUAUGACGGGCGUAUCUUUAAAAACGCCGUGGUCCUUCUCGCCGGGGCGGAACUGUUUUUCGGACAUGAAGACGGACGCGAAACUGAAUCGGCGCUGCGAGCGGCCGUGCCGCAUCAGCCCCGAGGUCUGCAAGGAGUUCGGCGAGCCGCCGCGGACCUGCCUACCUCCACCGCCGAAUCUGACGCAGCCGAUCUUCACCGGACCCGCGGGCGGCCGCUUCAAGCGCCUCGCGGCCGAGAAGGGCAUGGAGCGGCGACCAGCCGACUACAGACAUACAUAGUUA
Pelagomonas calceolata is the source of this 1665-nucleotide messenger RNA. Lineage: Eukaryota; Pelagophyceae; Pelagomonadales; Pelagomonadaceae. The record is from the annotation of a GenBank genome assembly.